GCCUUCCUUUUUCUCGCUUCUUUCUUGGACCCAAUUUUUCGCCUCAAAAGGAAGAUGCCUGACUGAUCCCCACGGCCCACCAGAACGGCGCCGUAGCGGCUUUCCCUUUUCCUUCUUGACGACACGUGAGAGUCCGAAUCUCGUGGAACCACAUAGACCCGCCACACUUCGUCAUCAUCACACAGAACCAACAAACCUUCCUCUGUUCUGCUCUCUCCAUACUCUUCUCUCUCGCUCCCAAGGGCCAGCACUUGCCCUAGCGUCUUCGCCGUCUAGUCAUUGCUCCCGCGAAUCCCAUGGCUUCUUCACUCUUUCUGCCUUCUCCUCCUUCCUCCUCGUCUUCGUCUCUGGCGUUUUCUUCUUCUGCUUCUCUGUUCAACGCCACCAGUCUCCAAAAUUUGGACUUUAACGAGUCUCGCUCUCGAAUCUGCGCUCCAUACUGUGUGAGAUGUGACCUGUCCGAGCCAUCCAAUCCUUUAAAUGGGAAGGCAAUCAUCCCUGUUCUGAACAAUCGGACGCUGCCCAAGUUCUUGGAAUCAGCAAGAAUGGAGAAAACUGUCAAUGGAAACAGCAACAGGUUGAAAUUAUUCUCCGGCACAGCCAAUCCUGAACUUUCUAAGGAAAUUGCUUGGGACAUGGGAUUGGAACUCGGGAAGAUUUAUAUUAAGCGAUUUGCUGAUGGAGAAAUCUACGUUCAAUUACAAGAGAGUGUUAGAGGAUGCGAUGUGUAUCUUAUACAGCCAACAUGCCCUCCUGCAAAUGAGAAUCUAAUGGAGCUGAAGAUAAUGAUUGAUGCUUGUCGUAGGGCAUCUGCUAAAAAUAUUACUGCUGUGAUUCCAUACUUUGGAUAUGCGAGAGCUGAUAGAAAGACUCAAGGUCGAGAAUCCAUUGCAGCCAAACUUGUUGCUAACCUCAUUACAAAAGCUGGGGCAGAUCGUGUUCUUGCCUGUGACCUUCACUCCGGGCAGUCCAUGGGCUACUUUGAUAUUCUGGAUCACGUACAAUGCCAACCCGUGAUUCUUGAUUAUCUGGCCAGCAAGAUGAUAAGUUCUAAUGACUUGGUGGUGGUUUCACCUGAUGUUGGUGGUGUUGCAAGAGCUCGUGCUUUUGCUAAAAAAUUAUCUGAUGCACCCUUGGCAAUUGUUGACAAAAGGCGUCAUGGACACAACUUAGCUGAGGUGAUGAAUCUGAUUGGUGAUGUAAAAGGAAAAGUUGCAGUUAUGGUGGACGACAUGAUUGACACUGCAGGGACCAUUGCUAAAGGUGCGGAGCUGUUACAAGAAGAGGGCGCCAGGGAAGUAUAUGCAUGCUGCACUCAUGCUGUUUUCAGCCCUCCUGCGAUCGAGAGGUUGUCGAGCGGCGUAUUUCAGGAGGUGAUUGUUACAAACACGCUUCCAAUUGCAGAAAAGAAUAACUUCCCCCAGUUAACUAUUCUUUCAGUAGCAAACCUGUUGGGUGAAACUAUUUGGCGUAUUCAUGAUGAUAGUUCUGUCAGUAGCAUUUUUCAGUGACUGCUUGGGAUCACUGCUCCGUCAUAGAUGAUUUUAUUUAAUCAACACAACCCGUGUCGUUGCUUAUUUAAUUUCCAACUUUUUUUACUUCACUCCUAGUUGUCCCCCAUUUGUUCUUCUGCUUCAUCUCUUCCAGUUAUGAUAUUGAUUGCUGAAAGGUUAAAAAUUAGAAUCUACAUGUAAUUUGGUACCUAGCUCAAGCAACUAAUCAAGGCAAACGAACUGAUUCUCGGAAAUUAGCCUUAACCAGUCGUAUAACCAAACAAGAUACUCAUUUUUUUUAUAUUAAAAAAAAAUGAGGAAAAAGACGAUCAAAUAGGUACCUAGAGUUUGUGGAUGUGGCCAGAACCACAUAGGAGAAAAAGAAAAACGAAAAAAAUGGGAAAACAAAAUGUGAUUUGGAUCACCUCCAACAUUGCGAAUAAGAUAUCACUGAUGCAAAUUCAAGAAAUGUUUAACAAAUAAAAAUUAGUGUAAUUUUUGAUGCAGAAAUCGACCAAAACCAUAAACUAUCUCUACACUUAAUCUCAGUCAAAAGUUCGAAAAAGGUAUAAAUUAUCUCUAUUCUCUAGUCUAGUUAUUUAUAAAAAACUUGAGAAAAUUAUAAUUAAGAAAACAAAGUGAAUUAUGCCUUCUAUUUAGGGUCAACAGAAACCCUUCAAUUAUCGGAUUAGUUCCUACGUCGCGUUGAACACAGUAUCGAGUUGUUCUUUUUGGUCGUCCCUAUCAAUUUUUUCCCCCUUCAAUCAAUGAAUAUGGGAUGCGUCCAUGAAUAAAAAACAAUGGGCCUAAACCCUAGGCUCUUGGAGCCGGCUUAGAACCAAUUUUCUUUUCGGCCUGAUGCAUGGUAUAAAACCCUAAUUUAUAUCUAUAAAAUGCCGCAACUCUCCACUGAACCAGAACUCGCACAGCUACUCACUAGCCGACUCCAUGUCGUUCUUCUCUUUUAUUGUUUUUAUGUUUUAUCUCUUUUUGAGUCUGUGAUGAAGAUGAAACAGUGCCGGAGGCGGGUCUCUUACGAGCUCGUCGCUGAUGGCGCAAAUAUCCUCUAAGAAGUUCUGAGCUCAAGCCUUUUCUCACAGUCGCGAUUGUUUUUUUUUUUUUUCAAUCAAUCUAUAUUUUCUCUCCCUGAUCUAAUGGUUAUAUUGGCGCCGAUAAUUUCAAAGCUCUUGGGGCUUGGUUGCAAGAGGAAGAUAGAAAUUCAAAAGUCUGUCAAUCCACUGAUGUUAGUGUGAUGUGAAUAUUAAUCCCGACAGGUUCUGAUUGCAUCCUGUGUCCCCUUCUUCAAUCCCCCCAAUUUUACUGCUUUUAGUUUUAGAUGGUCGUUUUAAUUGUGCGUUAGAUUUGAACGUUGAUGAUUAAAUUUAACACCUUCUAUUAUUUUCAAUUUCUCCAUGGGCGUGUGAUGAAUCUAUCCUUUUAAAUGGGUAAUUUGCGUCUGAAAUUUUCAUUGAUGCUUUAUCACCUUGGAGACCUGAUGCCCACGUUCUUUACCAUGAAUUUUCUUUUUCUUCAGCUUACUUAGAAGAUGAAUUUGAUUUGCUUCUCUAUGGCCCUGCUUAUAUAUGUUUGAGGGAAUUUAGAGUUUUUGAAAGUUCUUGUGACUGCAGGACUAAAGAUUUAGCAUUGCUUUGUCAUGAUCUAUUCUAUUGAUUUCCAUGGGAGUUGUCGGUGAAAAAAACUCAGCUGAAAAAGAAUAACUCCAAAUCAGAAUGUAAAAUGAUCAUAAAAACUCCAAUCAGAAUGGAAAAUGAUCAUCGAAACUGUCAGUUAUCCAAAUUAAUGCAUGUAUGUGAGCAUGUAGGUUAAUAAUAUUGUGGCGAACAUUUAAUAUUUAUUAUAAUCAAUGAUUUUGUUGGAUGAUACCAGAAUUCCUUGGCCUAUACUUGCAAAAUAACUAUAACAUCUGACAUUAAUCAUAAAAAUUAGAUCUGAUCAUGGUAUUUGGAAGUUGAUAAUCCUUGCUCAUUAGCAGGAAUCCCUAAGUGUUGACAAACCUACAAUUCCUCCUGAUUUCACCUUCAUUCCCCGUGAGGACGUUGAUAUUUCCCAUCUUGAUCAUAGACUUGGCAAAUGAAGCAAAGAAAAGCUUCUGGUUUGAAGCAUAAGCCCACACUUGCUCUUUGAUGACUCCCUCAUGGUCCUGGGUGAUCAAAACAUUAUCAGAACCCAACAAUCCGUUUCCUUCGAGGAUGUUUAUGUAGUAAUGAUUAUCAAACUUGGUUGGGGUUUCAAAAUCCAGUGGAGCAACCUUGUGAUCCCUUCCCGUAACAGGACAUAUGGACCGUAGAAUCCUUCUGAAGGUUGUGUACCGUCUGUAACGGUCAGAGCCAUGAUGAUAUUCAGGUUUUGCCUCGUAAAUCCUCUGUCGGAAGCUUGCACAUCUUGCCCUUCCUAUGGUGUGGCUGCCUAUUAUUGUCAAGCAAUUUUAUGUAUGAUUAUGGGCUGCAUCAAAUUUUGCAUAUCUUCUCUGGUGCAAUGAAAUUUUGUUUCAGUCAGAUUAGACGAAUAUGGAUAUAUACCUGAUAAAGCUACCAAGUCUUCCAUGUCCAGACCCUUUGCUUUGAAACUGUCUAUGAGAGAUUCCAGGGAAGAAUUGGGAGCAGGGAUGAACUGGUUAGCUCCAUUGAAGCUUGACUUGAGAGAAUCCUUUCUUCCCAGCAGCACUUCCCAUGUUGGCCCUCCUCUCUUCUCAACAAGCGACAGUGAUUAAAUGAUUUUUCAUUCCACUCAAGUCAUGCUACUGUACUGGCCAAUAUGAUCAUGAAAAAUGUAACACGAAAUUCUAAAAAGCAGGGAAUCGUACCGAGACAACAGCAUCACGAGCAACCAUGGCAAGGAUAUCAGCACAAGAAACCGUAAGAGGACAUUCCUCUUCCAGCAAAUACUUAAUCUUGUCUAUGACCUCAAAUCCUCGUAGUGAAUUCAGAUUCGGUCCUGCCUGUUUUUCACUCGUCAUGCCCUCCACGCUGUCCAGAAGUACCGAUGCAUCACACCCCUGGUUUCCAACAAUACAUAAUAAUUACAGAAUUCUCAGGGAGACAGUAAUGGUAGACACAAAUAGAACUUGGAAAUGGGUAGGCCCUGUCUGGAGGAUAUAGUUACCAUGACGAAGCAAUCGUGGAAAUGUAAGCGAAGAAGCGAGGCUGCCAAGCGGGGAUCUUUGUAGGCUGCAACCUCCACGUUGUGUCUCACGAUAUCCUCAGCCAAGGGGCACGUCUCCUUGUAGUAGUCGUAAACAAGAAAACCAUCACCGUUCGAAGUUUUUGCGCUGUAAAAAAUAGAAAGCACCAUUAUUAAGAGUCUCAUAAGCUCCAUUGAAGGGAACAAUGAGUUCUCGGACCCAGAUUACAGAGAAGGAGAACAUCACAGGAUUUUGUACUCAACGUGCGUAUGCCAAGUAAGCAUUGAUAACUACUGAGAAUGUUUUUUUUGUACCGUUUGGUAGUGUCGGUCUCAUGUUUUCCAACCAAACUCGUGAGGAGAAUUUAUGAGCUGUUGUACGAUAAAGGGUUGAUACAACCAACUUGACCCAAAUGUUUCCUUCUGUCAGGCUCUGAUCA
Prosopis cineraria is the source of this 5074-nucleotide messenger RNA. RefSeq names its product ribose-phosphate pyrophosphokinase 1-like. Lineage: Eukaryota; Viridiplantae; Streptophyta; Magnoliopsida; Fabales; Fabaceae. Gene Ontology annotation, biological process: 5-phosphoribose 1-diphosphate biosynthetic process; purine nucleotide biosynthetic process. Gene Ontology annotation, molecular function: ribose phosphate diphosphokinase activity; magnesium ion binding. Gene Ontology annotation, cellular component: ribose phosphate diphosphokinase complex; cytoplasm. The record is from RefSeq and is a predicted model, not a curated record.